GUGCUGACGUUAUCGCGCCGGGUGCUUGCCUGGACGGACCCAAGAUGGCGUUUACUUUCGCGGCCUUUUGUUACAUGUUGGCGCUGCUUCUCACCGCCGCACUCAUAUUUUUCGCCAUUUGGCAUAUUAUAGCAUUUGAUGAACUGAAGACUGACUACAAGAAUCCUAUAGACCAAUGUAAUACACUCAAUCCUCUGGUACUUCCUGAGUAUCUCAUCCAUGCCUUCUUCUGUGUCAUGUUCCUAUGUGCGACAGAGUGGCUUACAUUGGGUGUCAAUAUGCCUUUGCUGGGCUACCAUAUCUGGAGGUACAUGACUAGACCUAUAAUGAGCGUUCCAGGUCUCUACGACCCUACUACUAUUAUGAAUGCAGAUAUACUAGCAUAUUGUCAGAAGGAAGGGUGGUGCAAACUAGCAUUUUACCUGUUGUCUUUUUUUUACUAUCUAUAUGGAAUGAUCUAUGUGUUGGUGAGUUCUUAAAUAACAUUUGUGAGAUCCAGUGAAAUUGUUUACUCCCUGCAAGAAACAGAAGGAUAAUGGUUUUUCAAGAACUUGGGGCCCAUCAACACAACAUGUAGUUCACCAAAUAUGAAUGGCUUUGUAUGUAUAUAGAUUAAAUGUUUUUCCCUAUGUUUCAUGGACAUUUUGCCCCCAGGGUUUUUUAGUUUUCUGCCUGUAGAAAAAAUUAUUUCUGCAGUUUGCCUUGAUCCAAAACUCAAGAAUUAAGUUUGUACUUUAUGUAUGAAAUCACUAAUCUCAGAUUAUGUUUUAAAAUGUAACAUUGAAUCACACUCCUAUUUGCUAUUUACAGGUAUAUUAUGUAAACAAUUAUGUAACUUGGCUCAAAUAUCUUGUGUCCAGUUAAAAAUAAAAGACCAGAGAAAUCUGGAUAUAGUUUGAAUCCCUAAAA
Chiloscyllium plagiosum (whitespotted bambooshark) is the source of this 909-nucleotide messenger RNA. RefSeq names its product cornichon family member 1 (gene cnih1). Gene Ontology annotation, biological process: vesicle-mediated transport. Lineage: Eukaryota; Metazoa; Chordata; Chondrichthyes; Orectolobiformes; Hemiscylliidae. The record is from RefSeq and is a predicted model, not a curated record.